AUGAGUAAACAAUCAAACAGUGUUAAGCUCCCGAAGCCAGCACAAAACUUUGAGGAUGUGCUUCCCCUCCCCAUCUCCAUACAACAUAGCAGACCCAUCGAAAGUUUUGCAGAUAUUGCAAAGCUCAGCGAUAGGGAUACUCCCGUUGUCACCAUGUUCAGCGGUGGUCUGGACAGCACAUAUUUGCUCCUCAGACUUCAAGAGCUCGGCUUUGCAAACAUCCACGCUGUGGCAGUAGAUGUUGGGGCUCUUGUCGAUGUGGACGAGCUUACCAAACAUGCUGCUCACUUCGGUGCCCAGUUCAAGUGUCUCGAUGGUCGUGAACUUUUCGUCAGAGAUGGUGUUAUGCCAGCUAUACAUGCUCGUACAAUGUAUUUGGGACAGUUUCCCAUCAGCAGUUCGCUCACUCGUCCGAUCAUUGCUCGUUUGGUCACCGAUUAUGCUAAGUCUGUGAACGCGGGCUUACUGCUUCAUACUGCGAGCUUGUCUCAGAAUAGCUUGCCUCGACUUCAUAACUUUAUUCGACAUCUUGGUGACCCUGGAAACGGUGAUGAAAACCUAUGGUGUCAUGAGUCCGAGGAUGGCCCAUUGGGUGACCCAGAGGGUUUCUCAAUCCCGGAGAAUACUUAUGAAUGGACAAGACGCUACAAAGAACACGCGACACAAGAACUCACACUUGGUUUCGAAAAUGGAAAUCUCAUUUCCGUUGACGGGAAAAGGCUCACUCUUAUCCAAGCUAUUGCUCUUCUCAACAAUGAAGUAGGAAAAUAUGGCCACGGUCGAUUUGUAGGGCUUGAGCCUCUUAGCACCGAUAACAAGGUUCUCGAGAUCCGCGAAGCUUCUGCUGCUGCCAUCAUCAUGGAUGCGCUUCGUCAUCUUGAGAUUGCCACUCUGGAGACCAAAACUCUCGAGUUGAAGCAACAGCUAGAACAGAAAUGGACGCAGGAAGCUGUUGCUGGUCAUUGGGGAAGCGCAUGUCAUAACAUGUGUGAUGUCGCUAUUGCUGCUUCUUUGAAUGGAGUUGGUGAUACUGUCACUUAUGUUAUUGAUUCUGUGCUUUUCCUGCCUUGUGCUAUUAAGGCGCAGAAUCUUUGCUAUGUGAGGGAUCAGGAUCAAUGGGAACAGGCUCAGCAAGUGCUUGAUUAUAGUAAGCCUACAUUCGGGUAUCCGAAUAGACCGGUGCAAACGACAGGGGUUUUCGUCUGUGGAGUGUGGCCACAAAGCUUGGGCUAUGGAACCACCUCAACUGGUUGUUUCGAUUCAAAAGAUCGUCUCCUCUUCUGCAGUGUUUGUCCUCGACAAAUUUACACAAUGUCCGAACCAACCAAACUAAUCUAUCAACAAGAUGGAGACAAGCUUCUCCAUCCCGCCAAAAUCCUCUCCAUCAUCCCCGUCUCCGCACUCCCAGUCCCCGACCAAGUAUUUUUGAAAGACUCCUCGGAAAUCGAACAUGCCAUCAUCACCGACUCCACCAUUUUCUACGUCCAAGGCGGCGGUCAACCCUUCGAUACCGGAACCAUGACCUCCGAAAUCCCCAACAAAAGCAACUCUACCUUCGAAGUAAAAUCAGUACGUCAGCCCGCUCAAGGAAGUCAAAUUCUUCAUCUCGGCCGCUUCAUUCCCGUCGGAACACCGCACUUCGAGAACAGAGAAACCGUGCAUCAACACGUCGAUGCCGAAAAACGAAACCUGUAUUCGCGCUUCCAUACCGCGGGACAUAUUCUCAGUCUUGCUAUCCUGGCGCUCGUUCGCGAGGGUGUGCUUUCGCCGCUGACGGAGUCCAAGGCGUCGCAUUAUCCGGAUUCGGCGGCGGUGGUGUUUGGGGGGUCGAUUGAGGGGAAACAUAAAGAUGUUAUUCAGGCGAAGACAGAUGAGUUUGUGAAAUUGGCGAGACCGGUGACGAUUCAUUGGUGGCCGAUGGAGGAAGUGAGGGAGAAGUGUAGUGGGGUGACGGAUGAUUUUGCGUUGCCCGAAGGAGAGGUCAUGGCGAGAGUGGUGGAGAUGGAGGGACUAGGAAGUUAUCCUUGUGGGGGGACCCAUGUGCAUGAUUGUAGUCAGGUGGGAAAGAUCGAGGUGAAGAAGAUUUCGCGAUCGAAGGGUAUGACGAGGGUUUCGUAUAAAGUUACAUAG
Molecule: messenger RNA, 2130 nt
Organism: Botrytis fragariae
Lineage: Eukaryota; Fungi; Ascomycota; Leotiomycetes; Helotiales; Sclerotiniaceae
Product: putative argininosuccinate synthase protein
Exons: 6
Coding region: 1-2130 (709 amino acids)
Biological process (GO): regulation of translational fidelity; alanyl-tRNA aminoacylation
Molecular function (GO): alanine-tRNA ligase activity; Ser-tRNA(Ala) deacylase activity; nucleic acid binding
Source: RefSeq, a predicted model, not a curated record